Molecule: messenger RNA, 4245 nt
Organism: Zootoca vivipara (common lizard)
Lineage: Eukaryota; Metazoa; Chordata; Lepidosauria; Squamata; Lacertidae
Gene: TOR3A
Product: torsin family 3 member A
Cellular component (GO): nuclear envelope; endoplasmic reticulum lumen
Molecular function (GO): ATP hydrolysis activity; ATP binding
Source: RefSeq, a predicted model, not a curated record
AAGUAGCUGCAGGGCUAGGUUUGGUCACAGCAGCUGCCAGAACAAGGCGAAGGGAACCGGCUUUGUGGCUAAUGUGCUCCUGUCACCCUCCUCCUUCCCAGCGCCAUGGUGUGCAGGGCUUUGCAUUACAGCCUUUUGCUGUCUUUCUGCCUCUGCUCUUUGCUGGCAGCAGCACAGGGGCAGGCGAGGCAAAGCAAGCCUUGGGAGCGCAGAGACACAGCCCAGAGCUCAGCCUUGCAGGGCAGUGAACCCUAUGACCAGCUGAGGAAUCACCUGGGGACCAUGAGGGCCCUGUCCAGGAGGUACUGGCAGCUCUUGGCCUGCCGGUUGUGGCAGGAGGACUGCGAAGAAGAAGUGGCAGAGAAGAACGAGAUAAUGAGGACGGUGAUAAUGGAGGAGGAGGAGGAGGAGGAAGGAGGAGGAGGCGCGGUCAUCGUGGAACACCAAGGGUGGAGCUUGUCUAUGGUGAGGGAGAUCGUCUCCAGCUGGUACUGCAGCUUUGGCAAGUGCUGUGCAACGGGAGACUGCAGGGUGACCAACAACAUCACAGGGUUGGAACUGGAGCUGGGCAGGCGACUCCAUGGACAACACUUAGCAAAAGAUGUUGUCCUGAAAGCUGUUCAAGGCUUCCUGGAAACCCCUCAGCCAGAGAAAGCCUUGGCCCUUUCCUUCCACGGCUGGUCUGGCACAGGCAAGAACUUUGUGGCCCGGAUAAUGGCAGAACACCUUUACCAGGAUGGCUUAAAAAGCGACUGUGUCAAAGUCUUCAUCUCACCAUUUCACUUCCCUCAUUCCAAGUAUGUGGAUAUUUACAAGGUUCAGCUCGCAAAACAGAUCGGUGAGACAGUCCAACAGUGUGAGCAGUCACUGUUUAUUUUUGAUGAGGCAGAGAAGCUUCACGGUGACCUUCUAGACGGCAUAAAACCCUACAUGGAUCACUACGACAGCAUUGAUACAGUGGAUUACCGGAGAUCCAUCUUCUUAUUCCUUAGUAACACUGGCAGCAACAUCAUUAAUGAGGUGGCUCUUGACUUCUGGCACGCUGGUCGAGCGAGAGAGGAAAUAACCAUGGAUUCCUUAGAACAGUACCUUCGGACAGAGCUGCUGGAGUCCACAGAUGAUGGUUAUGCCCACAACCGCCUUCUGGAAGAGAAUCUCAUAGACUUCCUGGUACCGUUCCUGCCCUUGGAGUACCGCCACGUGAAGCUGUGUGCUCGAGAUGCUUUCCUUGCCCGGGGCCUUCAGUUCACUGAAGAGGCACUGGAUGAGGUUGCAAGGAUGAUGGUGUUCGUCCCCAAGGAGGAGAAACUGUUCUCAGCCCAGGGUUGCAAGUCAGUCUCUCAGCGUAUAAACUACUUCCUUCCCUGAUGUUGUCGGAGUCUGGCUGCACAAAGGGCUGCAAUGCAACCUGCUCUACUUCCUCUUGCACAGAGAUCGAGAGAUGUUUGCUUCCCUGACACCGGGCAUUAAAUCCCCUACAAUGUGGGGGCUGUUGGGCCGGGAAAAAGCAAUAAUUCUGAAGUCUGUGGAGGAACAUGCACCAGCAAAUGAAGACGUUGCCAAUAAGCAGACACUAUGUAGCUGGAAUCAACAUCAAUGGUGCUGUUAAAAAGGGCAUUUUCAUGCGCUGCUUUGGAAGAAAUGGUGCUUCCAGAUCACCCGUCCUCAUUCACAGCACUGAGCGGGCAUUUAAGGCAGGUCCUGGGGCAGAGUAACUACAGCAGCAAGUAGAGUUAAAGGCUGCUUCCUUUUUGUCUUGAAGACUGAGAUUUCUUUUGGCGGUUGUCUGAAAGGAGACAUGACUUCCUCCUCUGCCCCUUUAGGGGCGUGACUGAACAAGGAGCUGGAAUAUUUGCUUACAAUGCAAGAAAUGCCUUCUUCUUCCAGAACGAGUUAUGAACUUGGAGAGGUAGUACUCACCUUCAUAAUAAUCAGCUUAUAAAGGACAUGGGGAUACUGCAGCAAGUAACCUGCUGCAAAAUUUUGGCUAAUGUGCUUCCCUGUAUAUAUGUACACUAUGAAGAAGGCACAUUUGCAAUUUUUGAUUUUUAAUCUGCUAAGGGACUUAAAUCCAGGACACCAUCAGGGUGUACUCAACUCAAAGUCUGUGUUUGUGUUGGGUGGGUGUGGGAUGGGAGGCGACGGGUGCCAAAAUUGUGAUGCACUUCCAGCUCAGCGCUGAAGUUGAGCAAUAAAACUUAGUGCGAAAUAAAAAGCAAACACUGUUUGUGUGAACCAACAUUCACUGGUUUUUGCAAACCUGCAUCUUUAUGAAUUAAAACUUGGCACCGUUAUCCAUUUCUGCUACAGUGCAAAGCACAGAGUGGUCACGCUUAGCAUCCUGAUGCUUGUUCUGGCCCACUUUGGCCAUACUUUAGAGAGUGCAGCCUCACAUUGGCCAGAAGUAUCCUACUGCUUAGCCCACCAGAAAGAGAUGCAGUGCUUGCUUAGCAGGCCAGAAUGGUACAGGAAUUUAGUAAUGAGCUAACAUUUCAAGCUUCCACACAUAAGCCCUGGGCAAACAUUAACCUAUGCAUGGAUAUCAACCAGUUCUAGAGGCAGCUUAAGCAUGCCUGGUGGGUGAGGCUGGUACAAUUUCAUUUCCUCACAAUACAAACUUAAACUAUUCCUCUGGUUUAGGGUGGGCAGCAGGAGAAGCUAACCCAUGGCUUGUGCACUGAAUCUAACUCCUCUUCAGCUAUUUUAGUGCCCUCCAGACCCUAAAUAAUUUGGUGCCAACCUUUUAUUAGAUUUUUUUUUUGCAAACUGUUCUGCUCUGUGCCAUCGUCUGCUGUGGUGCGCAGCUUCCUUAUUCUCGAAAACUUGCAUCUGAAGCACUUGCUAAAAAUAAAACAGCAGGAACCACCCAAAUCACCCUUUCUUCUGCACAGGAAAAGUCCCUCUUGCUCUCAUGGCGAAGCAGAGCUGUAGAAUCACUGCAGUGCUCUAAGAAGGCUGUCUUAAUGCUGCAAGGUUGAGUGAGAUGGAGAGAGGGCUCACCACAAUUAAAGUUGAGACAUGGCUAUGAAAAGCAAAGCCCAGGCUUACAAGCUUGCUCAUUGCGUCAGCACUUCAAACAUACUUGGGAAAUGAACAAAAAAACACACUCCUGCCCAAGCUCUGGUUGUUACAAGAUGAAAACAAUUGCCCAAGUCCUCUUCCAUCACUCUGGUUCUUCUCUCUCUCUCUCUUGGCAGGGAAAAUAGCUUGUCAUUAGUUAGUCUCCUUGCUUUACCAGCACAUCAUGGUUCUAGCUUAUUAGAACAGAAAUGUGCACUUCACUUCCUUCGAACCCAUCUCUCAUAGGGCUGGAAAACCCAACUGCUUUCCUGAGCACAGACAAAGUGCAAGAGCCACAGCCGGGGUGGGGGGCAACAAUAACUUGACAGAGAAUCUUUAAAGCCUCAAAGUACAACAGCUGGAAAGGGCACUGAGAUAGCCCCCAAGAGGAAGAGGUGGUCAGGCAUUCUGCUACAGGAGGUACUUGUGGAAAACAUGGGGAGGGGGCAGAAUUAACAUGUUCAGACAACUUAUCAUUGUAAAAGAAACAAAUCCAUGUUUAUCCCUUCUACAGAAGUAAAAGGUGAAAAAACCCACACUACUACUAGUUUCUAAUUAUGAAUUAUUAUAAAUAAACACCAUUCAAUUAUUUGAAUUGUGAAAAUAAUUCCAGGGUCGUCGUUUCUGUUAACUCAAAUUCGUUCUAAAAAUAUUUGUUAUAAGAACAGCCGCUUGGCUUUGGACUUACCCAUUUCUAUUCUUCAGCCAUGGUCACUUUGGCAUGUGGCUCCUACAGAGCUCGCAAUGGGACAACAUAGACUCUGAGAUGUGGCAAACAGAUCUAGCAUUGACAUGUCCCAAUGCUCCACAAUUUGGCUGGAAACCUGUGGGUUCAAUUGCCACUGCACCUCUGGCACCACUGAGUGGCAGAGCCAGUCUGAUACCACACUGUUGACUCCGGCCAAAUACUCUGCUCUCAAAGACGCUAGAUGCCUUUCUGCCCACAUGGUUUUUAUGCCUUUAAAUUCUGCUUUUUUAACCAGGUCCUGGCCUCCUUCUUGACAUAGGCAUGGGCAGCAGUUUUGUAGGUCCACACCAGCAGGUGCUGAUUCUAGAACAUCUGAACAGAGGCCCUGAAUCUCUUACUCCUCCAGGUGUGCUCCUCAGGCAUAUCAGCAGCUGAGCGACCUUUCGGCUUCGGCCCAGCCGCUUCAUCAGCUCUGAAUCUACUUGUACUUGUCCUCC